AUGGCGACGGAAACGGAAGUGGUGGUCGUGGCUCCGGUGAGUAACGGCGGAGGAGUCAGAGGAUGUUGCAAGUCCGGUCCCGGUUACGCUACGCCUCUCUCCGCCAUGUCUGGUCCUCCUGAGAACCUCAUCUACGUCACUGCUGUCUACACUGGAACGGGACGAGAGAAACCGGAUUACUUGGCGACGGUUGAUGUGGAUCCAAGCUCGCCGACGUUUUCAAGCGUGAUUCAUAGAUUGCCUAUGCCUUUUGUGGGUGAUGAGCUUCAUCAUUCUGGUUGGAAUUCUUGCAGCUCUUGCCAUGGUGAUGCUUCUGCUGAUAGACGUUAUCUCGUGUUACCGUCCCUUAUAUCUGGUCGAAUCUAUGCAAUCGACACUAAGGCAGACCCGAGGGCUCCGUCUCUGUAUAAGUAUGUAGACCCUAAAGAGAUUGCUGAAAAGACUGGAUUGGGAUUUCCACACACAGCUCAUUGCCUUGCCUCUGGUGAAAUCUUGGUGUCCUGCCUCGGUGACGAAGAAGGAAAUGCCAAGGGGAAUGGGUUCCUUCUACUUGACUCUGAUUUUAACAUCAAGAGUAGGUGGGAGAAGCCAGGACACAGUCCCUUGUUUGGGUAUGAUUUCUGGUACCAACCUCGGCACAAGACGAUGAUCAGUACUUCUUGGGGAGCACCUAAAGCGUUUUCGAAAGGUUUCGAUCUCCAGCACGUUGCCGAUGGCUUAUACGGAAGUCAUCUACAUGUUUAUAGUUGGCCAGGAGGUGAAAUGAAACAAUUAAUUGACCUUGGAAAUACUGGUCUCUUACCUCUGGAGAUUAGAUUCUUGCACGAGCCGUCUAAAGAUACAGGGUUUGUUGGAAGUGCAUUGUCGAGCAAUAUGAUUAGAUUUUUCAAGAACAGUGAUGAAACAUGGGGUCAUGAGGUGGUUAUACAAGUUAAAUCGCUGAAAGUCGAAAACUGGUUUCUUCCAGAAAUGCCAGGGCUUAUCACCGACUUCUUGAUCUCCCUCGAUGACAGGUUCCUCUACUUUGUGAACUGGCUUCAUGGAGACAUUCGUCAGUACAACAUCGAAGACCCUAAAAACCCUGUGUUAACCGGACAAAUAUGGGUCGGAGGAUUACUACAAAAGGGCAGUCCUGUUAAGGCGGUUGGAGAAGACGGCAACACUUUCCAAUUCGAUGUUCCUCAGAUUAAGGGGAAGUCUCUGCGAGGUGGGCCUCAGAUGAUUCAGCUGAGCCUUGACGGGAAACGAUUGUAUGCAACAAACUCGCUUUUUAGCGCAUGGGACCGUCAGUUUUAUCCGGAACUCAUGGAUAAAGGGUCACACAUUAUUCAGAUUGAUGUUGAUACAGACAAAGGUGGUCUCACCAUAAACCCCGAUUUCUUUGUGGACUUUGGUGAUGAACCAGACGGUCCUGCGCUUGCCCACGAGAUGAGAUAUCCGGGCGGAGACUGCACCUCUGAUAUCUGGAUUUAA
Messenger RNA from Arabis nemorensis, 1473 nucleotides. The record is from the annotation of a GenBank genome assembly. NCBI's taxonomy places the organism in Eukaryota, Viridiplantae, Streptophyta, Magnoliopsida, Brassicales, Brassicaceae.